CUGUUUGGUGUAUUUAUAGAAGCAGCUGUGGUCACACGGUUGAUUUUACAGUAGAAACCCGUCGUGACCGGAACACAGCUGAAAACUGUUUGAUUAAAAAAAAAAAAAAACUGUUUUAUUAAGGUGCUGCCGUCCAAGCAGGUCGCCUUCCAUGUUUUCUCGUUUCCCCGCUGCUGUGCUCGGGGAGGGAGUGUGUCAGUGGGCGGUCACACACGGUGCGUGGUUCACAAACCUUAUUUGUUUCCUACUACUUUCAGCGCCAUCUUGUUGCAACUCUUCUACGUAUGUGGAAGUUUCUACUGAGGGGAAUAUCACAUUACCCUGUUCCAGCUCCACACACUGGGAACCGCUCCCCAUAUAGAUAGAUACACAAGCGCCUGUCGCGUUUGCUUCACCGUUUUCCUCCCCAUCUCUUAAUAAAAAAGUCACAUUUCCAAACGGAGAGAAAUGAGCAUCGAAACGCUCUUAGAAGCCGCCGAGUUUUUGGAAUUGCAAGCCCAGCAACAACAGAGAGCACGUGAGGAGAAUGAGUUAAAGGAGAAGCUGCGUCUGGAGCUGCUGGCAGAGCAGAAGCACUCUGUCAACUAUACCUCAGCCAUCCACAUCAACAAUGUGGUCAAAUCAGAGGAGCUUCGCGUCGAGUGCCGCCCGGCCCCCGUACCGCCACCGCUGCCUCCCCCCUCCAUGCCCAUUACAGUCAUCCCCAUCCCGGUGGUCUCCCCCAGCCACACAGGAUCACCCGCACUGCCGACGGCCACUCUCUCUCCUCCAGCCGUUCCACACCUGGCCUCCCCGAAGAGCGACCCCGGCUCCCCUCAGGAGCAGAGUACCGCGACUCUGCCUCUGUCUCUGCAGCCCAAACCCGAGCACUCAUCCUCUGUGCUGGCCUCCAACCACAAGCCACCUCAACAGAAUCACCUCCAUCACGCGCAGCUCAUCGCCCAACCCAGCAACGCUAAGCUGCAGCACCAGCCGCUCCAGCAGCUGCUCCAGCGCUAUCCUGGCUCCAUCGUCUCGCCUCCACAGCAGCAUGCCUUACUUCCCCAGCCGGGCCCUACGCUCCCGCCGGCCCCGCUGCAGAACAGCCCAAUCAACCGGGGCAGCCCCCCUGACGACGGGCGCCACCAUGACAGCAAGAAGCGACCUGGAGGGGCAGGCACAAGAGAAGUGCAUAACAAGCUUGAAAAAAACAGACGAGCACACUUGAAGGAGUGCUUUGAGACCCUGAAAAAGAACAUCCCCAAUGUAGAUGAAAAGAAGACCUCCAAUUUGAGCGUGUUGAGAAGUGCCCUCAGAUACAUUCAGACAUUGAAGCGGAAGGAGAAGGAGUAUGAGCACGAGAUGGAGCGACUGGCCCGGGAGAAGAUUGCUACACAGCAGCGAUUGGCAGAGCUGAAAAAUGAACUGAGCCAGUGGAUGGAUGUGAUGGAGAUCGACCGUGUGCUCCGACAGACAGUGCAGCCCGAGGAGGACCAGGCCUCAACCUCAACUGCCUCAGAAGGUGAAGACAUCAUGGAUGAAGACCUGGAUGAGACUGUGCCCAGAGCACCUACUGCCUUACCCACCGUGCCUCAAAACAUGCAGCCUGAGCUGCGCAAGACUGUAACCCCAACCCCAACCCCAACCCUACCACCGCCCACCACCACCACCCUCAUCACCCAGCACAUUUCCAUCCAGCACAAGGCCCCGCUGCACCCACCUCAGCUGCAGCCCCAGCCUCAGCCAAUGACUCUCCCACAGCCGGCGUCCAAGCCUGCAGCCCCAUCGACACUUACAGCCACAACUCCCAACACUACCACCACCCCGAUCCAGCCUUUACUCCCCACACAAACACAAGUGGUGACCACCCCCAGCCUGCAUCCCACCGUUAUAGCCCACGCCUCAGCUUCCCAUGCUUCAGUCAUCCAAGCCGUCAACCACGUCAUCCAGGCAGGGGGCCCCAAACAUAUUGCCCACCUGGCUCCCUCCACUACCACUAGCUCUGUUCAGUUGACUCCUGGCCAUCAGCCUAUUGGCCACAUCACCGUGCACCCAGUGGCCCACCUGGGCCAGCACCUUCCCGCCCUGUACCCCCAGCCAGUGGCCGUCACCCAGCCAGCCAUGGUUGGUCACAUCACCCAUACACUCACCCACGCCCAGGUGAACGGCACAGCGCCUAGCCAGCCAACAGCCACCAUCGUGGGCAAGCAGGCAGCGGUGGGUGCCCAGGUGGUGACCCACCACCCACAGCUCGUGGGCCAAACGGUGCUCAACCCUGUGACAAUGGUGACCAUGCCCUCCUUCCCCGUCAGCACCCUGAAGCUGGCCUGAAUGCCCGCAUCAGGAGCGGGCCACAGACGGGCCAAAGAGGCAGGCAGACGGAGACACCUCCAGAUACAGGUGAACCACGGGCCUCAGACCAAGCCAUCAGCACGACCCACAGCUGAGGGCACCAGAGUUGCUAGACACCUCACUGAUCCACAGAACCAUGUUACAUUUCAGAAGAAUUACAUCAACUUAAAAGCAACUUGGAACAUUCCAGAAAAAAGCUGCAGACCUGUUUCAGUGUUUGUCUACCAUGGUAUCGUAAGAGGUGAAUGCAAAUCUUGAUCAUGAAGUUGGGAUAUGCCAGGCUGCUUAUAUAGUUCAUGGUAAUCAUGUUGAUUGUGUUUGGCAGCAUACAGAACAGUGGGAAGAAUCCAGUGGGCAGAUGUGCAGUUUUAACCCCUCACCUGCCAUCCAUCAUUGCAGAUACUGGAGCAGUAGUUUCGAACGAGCGAGUCAGAUCUCUGUUAUUUCACACAAGACCAGUUGACAUUUGACUUAAUUGAAAACACGACCAUAAAGAAAGAGGGUAAUAUGGGCUAAUGCCAACACAGGAUCCUGUGAUGGCGUCCCUGUAAGUGGUGACUGGUGUCUAGACUACCACAGAUUACCACUGCAACUACUGUGGGAUUAUCUAAUAGUAGACGGUGCACUCAAAAAGCUGCACUGGGUAUUGAGACCUGUGGCAGAGUAGGAUCAGAGUGCUCAACCCGCUAUAAGGAGCACACUGAGAAUGUGAUUUCCCUCCUCCUCCUCCUCCUCUCCAGCAGAGGCACAUGGCUGCAGGGCGGGAGCAAAAACACGGACUGAACUACCCCUGCUGCUGCGAAAUUGCAGCGGACAGUGAAGCUGCAUAUAGCACUAGCCCCCCCUGCUGUUUCUUUGUGUCCACUGUCGUAGUUGUAUCCCUGUGAAGACUGAAAAAUCCUCCAGUGAGACUGUGCAGAGGGACAUCAUUCAAACAAGGGGCCAUUAAGAGUUAAAGAAAGGGCUACAAAGUGUGGCUUUGUCAAGAUUAAGCAUUUUAGGGGUAACGGCUAGUCAGGAUUAAAGCCAGUCACAUUGUUUUGGCUUGUUUUCCUCAUCUCCAGUUUAUGUCCUUUGAACAAACUGUCUAGACUGUCAGUAGACUGAACAGUCUACUGUUGAUUGGUCAAGUCUGUUGUUUUUUUUUUUUUUUUUUUUUUUUUUUGUCAAUGAGGUUGUGCAUCUGUCACGGCUGCUGUUUAUUCAAAUGCAGUUCUGAAGUGUGUCUAAAACAGGAUAAAGAUGUGACCAGUUAAAGUUUGCAUGCAUGUUUUUAUUUUUUCCAAAAAGCUUUCUUGUCUGUUGAAUGGUUUGGUUGUGGCUUACAUGGGCAGAGUAGCAUGGAGGCUGCUUUUUAGACAAACCAUAAAGGUGGAAAUAACAGUUUAAACCCAUAUCAGAAUUAAUGGGCAUUUCUGGCAGUGUCCAGAUGCAAAAUGUCUGGAGAGGAUAUCAGAGAUGAGGUUAAAACUCAACGUUGCCGUGAUUGUACACAGUGAAGGAGCUGAGUGUUGAGUGGAAAAUAGGAUUUUGGUCCAAAAGUAUCGUAAAGUAUAUGUCUGUACUGCCAUGUAGGACUUGUUUGCAUGCUUUGAUUACAUGCCAUGAUUGUGGUGCAUAGUUGCGUCGGUCGUUUUGAAAGUGAGGCGCACCAUGGCAGUACUAUUUGUUGUACUUUAGUAAACAUUGUAGGCUGGGAUACUUUCACAUGUCAGAGUAGUAAUUACAUUGCAAGGAUGACUGGCAGAACAUGUCGGCCUGUAUCUCUGCCAUCCAUAACUUUUGGUGACCCGGUACACUUGACCUUACCCAAGAUGAGUGCACCAGCACCUUUUCUACCAACAAAAUGACUGCGACAGCUGGCAUGAAACCAAUCCAUCUUCCUGCGAGAUGACCCUUUCCCCAUUCUAGCACUGUGAGACCGAGUUUGUAACAGUCCCAACGAGCAGAACAGUUUACAGUCGUGCAUAGCGCUUGCUGGGACAGCAAACCGCUGUGCUCUCCUACCUUAAUCUGAAUGUAUCAAUCUGUGAAAGGAUACAGAGUAGCGCACUCAUUAGAAGUUGUUAAGCCCUGGUUUUUAAGAAAAACAAACUUUAUUAAAGUAUAAAUUGUAUGUAAAUGGAAUGUACACAUUCAAAAUAUUUUGUAUUUUUAAGAUUUACUGUUACUUGUUCCAUCUGUAAAACUUCUGUUCAGUGAAAAUUUUAUAAUCUAGCUUUUUUUUUUUUUCUGGGACCAUGUACAGUACUGUAUAUCGGGGGUGACUACUACACAGACCUAUUUCCACAUUGCUAUCACAAAAAGGCACUUUGGAAAGUAUAGACCCCAUUAAUUUUUUGGUAUUUUGUCAUGCUUCAGUAUGAUUAAACAGGCACUUACUGGGGAUGGUGUUUUUUUUUUUUCCUUACACCCUGCACAAAAUAUUCUGUUAGAGUGGGAAACUUUGAAGUGAAAAUAUAAAAUGAAGUUAACACCUUUCUGUCUUAUGCAGAUAAUGCUUAUUAAAAUAAUUUUGAAAUCAUAUUGUGGCAAAACAAAACAUGUAAAAGUUAACGGGGAUUCAUAUACUUGAUAAAGCAACUAUAUAAUUGUGUGUUUUCCCUAUGGAGAAAGUUUAAGUUGUAUAUUGCCUGUAAAUUUUGGGCUGCAUUUAGAUCUAAUUGUCUUAUGUAAAAAGAUUGGGAGGGGGGGUGGAUCUAAAGAUGCUUAAAAAUAAAUUGUAUUAUGUUUA
Molecule: messenger RNA, 5065 nt
Organism: Myripristis murdjan (pinecone soldierfish)
Lineage: Eukaryota; Metazoa; Chordata; Actinopteri; Holocentriformes; Holocentridae
Gene: mnta
Product: MAX network transcriptional repressor a
Exons: 6
Coding region: 448-2310 (620 amino acids)
Biological process (GO): regulation of transcription by RNA polymerase II
Molecular function (GO): RNA polymerase II cis-regulatory region sequence-specific DNA binding; DNA-binding transcription factor activity, RNA polymerase II-specific; protein dimerization activity
Source: RefSeq, a predicted model, not a curated record